Molecule: messenger RNA, 2805 nt
Organism: Thelazia callipaeda (thelaziosis nematode)
Lineage: Eukaryota; Metazoa; Nematoda; Chromadorea; Rhabditida; Thelaziidae
Source: the annotation of a GenBank genome assembly
AUGCUUUUAAUUGCAGUUAAAAAGGAGCCAAGCGCAGAAGAAGUAAUUCAAGCUUUGAAUCAGCAAAUCAGUGAAUAUAAAAAAUACCUUGCAAGAAAUAGUCGCAACACUUAUCUUGGUAAGAAAGCUUCAUAUUCUCUGCAGAUUUUGGCCAAAGAACUGUUUGAUAUUCAGGAAAUGAAGCGGGCAAUAUCACAACCAUUAAUUCCUUGCAGCAUAUCAAUUGACAUCAUCAGCAAUGGUACAACUCAUCUAAAACCAUGCAUUGCUAUUCACACAAAUUAUAAAGACUAUUUGUUCAAUUGCCCGGAAGGUACAUCACGAUUUUUAGCAGCAAAUCGCUUGAAACCUAGCAACCUUGCAGAUUUGUUUUUUACAAGAGGUAGCGCAAUCUUUUCAUUCAUCAGUUUCGAUACCUGGAAUCACUUUGCUGGAGUACCUGGGCUGCUUAAAACUCCGAUAUCAGUUCCACUCAAAACGAAUCGCGUCAUCAGAUUACAUGGAUCUCACAACAAAGCAAAAUACUUAGAAUGCCAAAAUGAACAUGCUGAUGCAGAUGUUCCUUUAACUGUCGCAGCUAAAUUGGACAUAGCUUUCUUAGUAGAGCUCAAGCCACCACUAAGAUCACUGGAUAUUGAAAAAAUCAAAAAACUGAAAAUACCUGGUGGUCCUCAUAUGAAGCAGUUGAAAGAUGGAAUAAAUAUAACGUUGUCGGAUGGGCGUUUCAUCAUGGCAGAAGAUGUGCUCAGUGAAAAAAAAAUUGAGCCUCAGCAUGCAUGUCUUGUUGUUGAAUGCAGUGAGGUGGAUAAACUACCGUCAUUACGUAAUAGCACUUUGCUUCAGGAUUAUAUCGAUGGACAGAAAAUCAUGCGAUAUAUUGUUCAUUUUACGGAAGAUCCAGUGCUGCUUACCGAUGAAUACAAAGAAUGGAUGGCGUCAUUUGGUGAAACUGUUGAACAUAUAAUUGUUAAUGGUAGUGGCCCAUGUCUGCCUCAUAUGGAUUCUAUUUAUCGCAUUAAUGCUAUAUUAAACUAUGUAUCUCCGAAAUUGUUUCCCUUGAUACAUCCGCAAGGGUUCAAUGGAACUGUUAUGCAGGAUGAUGAGUGUGAAAGGAAAAACAACUAUCUGUAUGCUAGACCAUUUCAGCGUUUUUAUUUACGAAAGCCUUCUACUUUAGAUCCGGUGCCACCUCAUAUAUCUUUGAAUCUAACUGAUUCACUUCUUAGACUCAAAGAAGAUUCACAAAUCUCUGAAGCAAUCAAUCUUUUCGUUCACCAAUCAAAUAUGGUACGGGAAGUUGAUACUUUACCUCGUAUUUGUUUUCUGGGUACAUCAUCUGCUGUGCCCACCAGUUUUCGAAACGUUAGCGCUUAUUUUCUUCAAUUUAGUGACGAUUCAUCUAUAAUGGUUGAUUGUGGAGAAGGGUCAUAUGGUCAACUACGCAUCUUAUUUGGUGAUAGAGUUUGUGAAGAACUCUUGCUAAAAUUAAGCGUGGUGUUCAUUACCCAUGGCCAUCAGGAUCAUUUUCAGGGAUUGUUCACAAUUAUGGAGUCUCGGAAGUUACUGUUUAAAAAGAAAGGUAUGGAUUACAUACCAUUAGUUGUUGUUGCUGGUAGUUAUGUCCUAAAAAUAUUUCGUGAAAUUAGUCAUACAUUUGGGAAUUACGCACGAGACAUGCAUAUUGUCAAUAUUUCAAAGUUGAUAUGGGAACAGUCUCAGAAGCAAGAUAAUCCAGUGGAAGCGGUAGAUUUAACACAGGAAUUAAAUUCACAAAUCACAAGUGUGGAGCAUUGUGGAUUAAAAAGUGUCAUUGCUGUUAAGGUGAAUCAUUCAAAAAAUCCCGUCGGUUAUAUAUUUACUGAUCUCCAAAAUCGAAAAUUUGUUUUCUCUGGUGAUACGAUGCCUUGCGAUAAUCUUGUGAAAUAUGGUCAAGAUGCAUUAGUUCUUGUGCAUGAGUCAACGUUUGCAGACGAUGAAGAGGCUCACGCAUUAUAUAAAAGACAUAGCACUAUGAAGCAGGCCUAUAACAUUGCAACGAGGAUGGGUGCAAGAAAUCUUAUCUUGACACAUUUUAGUGCAAAAUAUCCUAAGGUGCCUCCAUUGCCGGAUUACAUUGAACAAGCCGGAAAUGUUACAAUUGCUAUGGACAAUAUGAUCGUAACACCAAGUGAUCUGGAAAUUUCUGCAAAAUUGAUUCCUGUUCUACGUGCCGUUUUCUCGAAAGAAAUGACUGUAAUAAACGAACGAUCCCUGAAAAGGCAUAUUCAAGAGGAAUUCCUCUCGAAAACUUCUGUUGAUACUUUUGAAGACACAGUGAACAAAAGCAAAAAAGUACUUUCCGAAAAAUAUGUCCCAUUUAUAGUGAAAAGAAUCAUGCAGAACGGUGAUGUGAAGAGGCCAAAUAGAGUAGUAAGGUACAAACCAGUAGAUCCACAUUCUUCACUUGCUCUUACAGAUGAUCCGCUGCCAGAUUACAUGAAUGUACUCGGAAUGGUUUUCAGUAUGUGUGGAUUGAUGAUGAGAAAAUAUUAUUUCAUACCGAAAACUAGACUUUCGCUUAUUGCCAUACCUUAUUUUAUCGCAUUAGAAGCAUUUGACUGCUUCAUUAGUAUUAGUGCACUUUUGAAGAUGAAGUGGUGUGCGUGGGUUGCGCUUCUUUGUUCUUGUGUCAGUUUUGCAAACACGCGAACGAAUGAUGAUACAAAACAAAUUGUCAGCAGUUUCAUGCUCUCAAUUUCUGCUGUUGUAAUGAGUUAUCUCCAAAAUCCAUUGCCAAUUGUACCACCAUGGGCAAGUUUAUUCUAG